CAAGCCGAGAGAUUAGUGUAAUCCUGUUGCAAUAUGCCCGAAGUCACAUUCAGUCCGUUCGAGCAGCUCUUUGACCGAGGCCUGACCAAGGCCCUGGUGAAUAUCUUUGUCAGAUUAGAUCCGUGCGAUUACGAUGCGUGCGUGCAAGUUUGCCAUUCCUGGCGAGCCUUCAUCGCCAAGCACCUCGUGUGUCAUCCCAAGCGAAAAUGGGAUCUCAUCCAUCGGAAGCUACCCUACGAAUGGCUGCACACACCCCCGGUGUGUUAUCAAUCGGCCAUUGCCAAGACCCUGGCGCCUCCACUUCGCAUUUAUAUGGACAGAAAAGAGAUCUUGCUGACCACCAUCGACUCGAUCUUGGUAUGGAAUCGAAAGAGCAAGGUGUUUCGGGGAGAAUUUGGGCCCCAGAUCCGUGGGGCCAAUCACGUCAUGAUUCGAGGGAUCGGCAUGGACCCCCAAAUCAUUGUGACCAUUCACAGUCACACCUCGUACUUGGUGGUUUGGGAUAGGGUCAACUAUCGAAUGCUCCAAGAGGUCCAAUGCAUAGGUAAUGAAGGCAUCGAAUCCCAGGCUCAAUGGAUUCACGUCGUGGAUAAAGGAGUUUUAGUUUGGCUUUUGGACGGAAGCAUCAUCAUCUUCGCCAUCCAAAAGGACGGUCAUCUCAGACGAAGGGCGUCAAUGAAUGGACAUAUUCAAGGCAAUUGUGACGCAGCGGUGGACGGCAACUAUCUCCUAACGGCCUCGGCGGAUAGCAAAGUCAAUCUGUGGAACUGGUCCCAAGCCAAGUUAUGUUGGUCCAACUCGAGGUCUCAAGCCCGUUACAAGAAAUCCCGACUUUCGGACACCCGAGCAGUUGUGGCUGGCUCGUACGACGAAGAUGGAUACCUUCAGAUCUACGACCGCCUCACCGGCGACCUAAUGCACGAGAUGGUCUUGCUGGAAAGCCGGGGUGUUCAAGACAUCUUUGCCACUCGGGACAAAAUCAUUGCCUUGCUCAGCAUUCGACAUAAAUUGCUGCGAAGCAAAGUGCUGGUCUUGGACGCCAACACUGGCGACCACGUGGCUGAGCAGACUUUCGUGGACGUGAUCGCGAUGAAUAUCGUUUGCCAACGCGUCUUAGUGUGCUUGAACAAUCAGGCGGGCGAUUUUCGGUCCCGAAUCUCCAUCUUCGACACGGAUCUGGCGAGUGGGAUGUUCAACGUGGAACGCGUGGUGUACCAGUACGCCCACAGCUAUUGGAAAUUGCCCAUCAGAAUCGAUGACUCCAGCAUCGUGCACACCUCGGAGGAGAAGUCGGAUUUGUUCAUCCGUGAUUUCGACACGUUUUUCACUCAAUUCGACUCUCGAUCCCUGACCCAAGUGGAGCGACGUCGGAUUAAUGACUCUUCGUUCUGCUUCCGACUCCGGCAGAUUCUCUUCAAAAAGCUGUGUUCAAAAUGUACCAUUAUGUAGCAAGCCAGAGAUCGGCAAGCACACCACCCCGACAGACUCAGUCGCAGACGCAGAAAGAGAGAGACCAACAAAGAUGGAACGAAAUGGAACGAAUGAUUUGUGGCUCUCAUUUUGGAGGAAAACAUCUGGAAUCGAGGCAUUGGCUCGUCGAUCCGUCUUCUCAGAUUGAAUUGAUUCACAAGCCGAGGAUCAAAACAUCUAUCAAGCGGUUGGUCCGCAAUGUCAGAGGGUCUCAGAAUAUAAUAAUAAGUCUUGAUAAAAGAACGAAAAGUUUUCGUUUUGUUUUUUGCUACAGACCCAGAAAUGCCCUCUGUCUCCGAUCUCAACAAAAAAAAAACAGUUGCUUUACUCUCUACAAAAUUUGUAAAUCAAUAGCGAUAGCUCAGAUUGAAGGGAUAAUCUGCAAUUCAGAUGUAAGUAAGUCAGUUCUUGCGGACGAUCACCACAAGUCGAUGUUUAGGGGCGCUAUGUAUUGUAUGUAGAGAGAGAGAGGGAGGGUCCUCCUGUUCCAGAGGCCUUGUUGUUCUGAAAAUAACAAUCCACACGGGCGGCGAAGACUAUGGACUAAGGCAAGUGUUAGAAAAAUGUCUUGUGCUCACGCCCGAAAUUGUCUUCUGUAAAAAAUACUUGCUGUUUUCACCAGAGGGCAUGGACGGCAUGGACUCAUCGAAUGCAUGCGUCCAAGUCAGAUGUGUGAACUUCCGCAGGUAUAUUUUAAUAUCUGAUGAAAACAUGCUGCUUUCAUAAUAUUUUUCAGGCCGUGAAAGUAAAAUGCUUUUGAAUUGCUUAAACGUUUCAAAAAUCUUAAUUGAAAUGCUGAUUAACUGGGUUUUAAUCUCCAUGGCCAAUUGAAAACAUCCUCAAGUUGAAAUUAUCAACAUGUGAUUGACCGUCACAAUUGAGAUAACCCUCAAGGCCUCGGCUGAUAAGGCUCUCUUUGCCCAUCUGUAAUUCAUAUCUCCAAUCCAAUAAAAUGAAGGCCUCUAUGUUUUGAUUGAUUUUACGUACGCUCGUCCAAAAUGGCGAAUGCGGAUUCCGUUUCCAUUUCAAGUUUCCCACCGAAAGAGCUCGUAGUGGAUUGGGAACCUGACGAUCAGAUCGUGUUCAGUGGGGAUUUCCGGAGCUUCAUCAAAUCCGAACUGACCAUCAAGAAUCGUAGCCUUUGCUCGCUUCUUUUCAAGAUCAAGACCACCAGUCCAAACCGCUAUUUGGUGUCCCCCCACAAAGGAAGGAUUGAGCCGAAGAGAUAUAUGGUCAUUACCAUUACACUCCUCCCUUUCCUUUACAAACCCGAAAGGACUUAUGGGGAUAAAUUCUUGAUUCAGAUAUGCAAGGAAUCCUUACGUAACGAGCAAUGCGCCAAGCAUAACUUUUGGUCAAUGAUACCCGAACAUGAGGUGCUCCAAAAGAAGAUCCGCUGCAAUCUUCAAUUCUCGGUCGACUCUCCAACUGACUCGGAGGACGAAAACUUUCCCUUCAUGCCCGAUACUGCCACUGCCACGCCUGCAAUUCUCGUGUCUUUGCCGAAUGGGCGAAUUAUUAAUCCCUUUGACCAAGAACUGGCCUCAAGGCGCAAGGGAAUGAUUAAACCAUCGACACCCAUUCCGGCUCACCAAGAACAACCAGAGAACAUCAACCCCACGAUUCAGUCACAGGAGGUGCUCAUCAACGGAAAUCCACCACUUCAACAAUGCUUGGUUCAGACAAUCCAGGAGUCCAAUGCGCAGGAAUGGAAAGACUUUCUUAUGGUGGGAGUGGUAGUGGCUAUUUUUGCAUUAGGAAUAAUUUUGGGCAAAGGAUCUUAUCUUUUGGAUUUGUAAACUCAUUUUACCUAUCACAGUAAAUGAUAUAAAUUUA
Tigriopus californicus is the source of this 3306-nucleotide messenger RNA. RefSeq lists its product as uncharacterized. Gene Ontology annotation, molecular function: protein binding. NCBI's taxonomy places the organism in Eukaryota, Metazoa, Arthropoda, Copepoda, Harpacticoida, Harpacticidae. The record is from RefSeq and is a predicted model, not a curated record. The transcript has 3 exons. Bases 34 to 1449 code for a protein of 471 amino acids.